Molecule: messenger RNA, 2171 nt
Organism: Leopardus geoffroyi (Geoffroy's cat)
Lineage: Eukaryota; Metazoa; Chordata; Mammalia; Carnivora; Felidae
Gene: ETFBKMT
Product: electron transfer flavoprotein subunit beta lysine methyltransferase
Exons: 6
Coding region: 730-1530 (266 amino acids)
Biological process (GO): peptidyl-lysine trimethylation
Cellular component (GO): mitochondrial matrix
Molecular function (GO): protein-lysine N-methyltransferase activity
Source: RefSeq, a predicted model, not a curated record
GCUGCUGGGAAGGAGGGCGGGGCCCUCUGCCACCCGGAGCAGCGCGUCAACCUCCACGCGGGGGCUCGCAAGCGCCAGGCGCGCUUCUAAAAAACGCAGGAAAAGACGCACUGGGGCCGGGGGCUUAGCUUCCCUGGGCCCUGUUAGCCCAGCCUGGUAAGAAGAGGACUGUGUCUGCCCCUUUAAGGCUGACUCCUGUUCUCCUUGGAGGGAAAUAACGUGGUCACACACACAUUUGGGACUUACCCUUUUGAACUUCCCCUUUUUUCCUUAACAGUGCGUACAGGUGGCAAGUGUCCUCUACCUUAGGCUUGUGCGAUUCAAGGGCUGACCCGAUACUUCUAAUAGAAGGAGUCCAGUGAGAAGGCAGGCUGUUAGAGACCCUGGGAUCCCGAGGGCACGACCCGGAGAUGAUUAACACCCGCUGGAAGUCUGUACCGAGUUCACACAAGUGGCCUGACAGGCAGUUAUAGUUUGUUAACCUCCACAACUCUUGGCAAGGCUUCAUAAAAGCAAGACCAGUGUUUGCCCUGGUAAUAACUCUGCCUCACCCACUAGAAUCUAAGCUUCCUGAAGCCGCAGACUUUUAUUUUGUUCAGGGUGCGUGCUUAAAGAGACGCACAGAUUUCCAGUUGAGAUCAGUGGCAGCCAGACCCUUCCUUCCUCAUGAGGAGCAGCAGCUCUUGUCAACAGCAUCACUGACAGAACCUGUGUUUUGGAAAAGGACUGAUGGCUUUGAGCCUGGGUGGGAGAACAUUUGCACCAUUUCCUGUGAACCACUCUGGUGUCUUUCUGAAAGCUGUGAGAAGCAAUGGCCUUCCCUUGUUUCCCUGGAGCCACAGCCCCUGGAGAAGAACUGGAAACGUUUUGGAUCCUGAGAUGAAAGCUUUCCUGGAAGGGAACACUGAAGUCACCAACAGAGGCAGCCUCACUCCUGAAAUCCGGUUGCGGCUUUUGACACCAAGAUGCAAGUUCUGGUGGCAAAGAGCUGACCUGUGGCCCUACAGCGAUCCUUACUGGGCAAUCUACUGGCCAGGAGGCCAAGCCCUGUCUAGGUAUCUUUUGGAUAAUCCUGAUGUUGUCAGAGGAAGGUCUGUAUUGGAUCUUGGGAGUGGAUGUGGAGCUACAGCUAUUGCUGCUAAGAUGGGCGGGGCAUCGAGGAUCUUGGCCAAUGACAUAGACCCUAUUGCAGGAAUGGCUAUCACACUGAAUUGUGAAUUGAACCAACUGAAUCCUUUUCCAAUUUUAACCAAAAACAUUUUGGAUUUGGAACAAGAUAAGUGGGACCUUGUUGUGCUUGGAGACAUGUUUUAUGAUGAAGCCCUUGCAGACAGUCUUCAUCAAUGGCUGAAGAAUUGCUUUUGGACUCACAGAACUCGAGUACUGAUUGGUGACCCUGGGCGACCCCAGUUCAGUGGACAUAGCAUUCAACAUCAGCUGCACAAAGUGGUAGAAUAUUCACUUCCAGAGCCUACUAGGAAGGAAAACAAUGGAUUGACAACAAGCACCGUAUGGGAUUUUCGGCCUUGAGUUGUCCAAGUGCUUCUAAGAUGAAUAUAGCUAUGUUUGGGUUUACUCGUAAGAGACCUGCCAGUUUAGAGCAUGCUGUUCCUGUUAAAUGGCAAAUCUUGUUUCCAAAAUGUGAAGGCUUAAAGUUUUGUCAGCUGUUGUCACGUAGUUCUGCAUUAUGCCAAAUAUACAAAUCUCUACCUGCAAUUUUCUAGUUUUACUGCUGUAGGGAUAGAAAUAUAAAAGACAGUACCAAAAUGGUAGCAACAUGUAAUUUAAGUAGUGGAGAGAAAUGAGAAAGUGUGGCAAAGUCUGUUCGUGUAGUUGAGGACAACUAUAUGAUAUAUCUUUGAAUUAAACACAAUACAAAAUAUAUAAGAAUGCUGUAUUUCCAAAAAAUUACCUGUAAAGAUCAAAGAUGCAGUUAGUAUGGUACAGAGUACACGGGCUUUGGAGUCAGGCAACUCUGUCACUUUCUAGUUGGGAUUUUCAGGUAGUUAAGCUCUCUGAGCUCUAAUUUCCUCAUCUAUAAAAUUGUACCAAAACUUAGUAAACCUCACCUCAAAGGCUAUUAUAUUAAAUGAAAGCAUAAAGUACAUAAUAUAUAAUAGGACCUCAAUGGACAGUCAUGCAUAAAAAUAAAGAUUCUAGAAUUUCCUACA